This is a messenger RNA of Penaeus indicus, 711 nucleotides long. RefSeq lists its product as uncharacterized. Gene Ontology annotation, molecular function: DNA binding. Bases 310 to 711 code for a protein of 133 amino acids. NCBI's taxonomy places the organism in Eukaryota, Metazoa, Arthropoda, Malacostraca, Decapoda, Penaeidae. The record is from RefSeq and is a predicted model, not a curated record. The transcript has a single exon.
CAUUUCCAUACUAUUCUUUGUGAAAAUCAUUUAAUUGUUUUUCUUAUCCAUUUGUAUUAUUAUUGUAUUGGAGUUGAGUUCCCUUGAUAUUCCUCGACUCUUGUUAGAGAAAUUAGGUCUAUUUCUUCAGAGUUUGGUGUGGGGCAAGUUGUCUCAAAAUUGAGCCAGCUGUGAAAACAUGCCUGUAUAUAUCAGUGACCCCAUUUUGGUGUACUUAUUGCAUCAGAGUAUUUCUAUCAGCAAUUUUCACUUUGGUGCCCAGCAAUCUACCUUUUUGUAUGUAUUAAAAACAUUUUUUACCCUUUCUAGAUGGUGCGGAAUUACCAAAGGAAAACAGACCGAGCUAAAACUCCAAAGGAAAACAUCGAAGCUGCUGUUCAUGCUAUCAAAGAUGGAAUGAGCAUUCGCAAAGCUGGGCAGUUGAAUGAUGUUAAUUAUCGCACUUUGAGCCGUUAUAUGAAGCUAAUAGGGGAAAAAGAAAGCUUAUCUGAUGUCCACUUUGGAUACAAACAGCCAAAAGUAUUGAAUGAUGCCUUAGAAAGAGAACUUGUUCAAUAUAUCCUAAAGGCAGCUUCAAUUUUUUAUGGCAUCACAAUGCAUGAACUGAGGUUGUUGGCUUUCAAGUUAGCUAUUGCAAAUAAAGUCAAGAAUAUUCCAGAAUCAUGGCUUCGUGACAGAAAGGCUGCACGCACGCAGUGGAAGACAUUGUAA